Asparagus officinalis (garden asparagus) is the source of this 549-nucleotide messenger RNA. RefSeq lists its product as uncharacterized. The record is from RefSeq and is a predicted model, not a curated record. The transcript has 3 exons. Bases 1 to 549 code for a protein of 182 amino acids. NCBI's taxonomy places the organism in Eukaryota, Viridiplantae, Streptophyta, Magnoliopsida, Asparagales, Asparagaceae.
AUGGUGAGAAUGUAUGAUGGGGUGAAGAUGGAUGAUAUUGAUGGCAAAACGUUAAUGAGGAUAUCGAGUAAUGCUACUAUGUCCGCCAUCGUGACUGUGUUGACAUGUGUAAUGAGAAAACGCAAAUAUUAUUUGUGUGAUGUGGGGUACACAACCAUGCCUGACUUCAUCUCCCCUUAUCGUGGUGUACGUUACCAUUUAAAUGAGCACAAGGGUAGGCUAAUAAAUAACAAAAGAGAGUUAUUCAAUCUCAUACAUUCAUCGCUAAGGUCUAAAAUUGAAUCAACCUUUGGAUUGUUGAAGAAUCGUUUCAAACUUCUCACUGCAAAGCCACAUUAUCCUUUUCCAACCCAAGUUGAUGUGGUUUUGGCUUGUACUAUACUUCAUAACUAUAUUACUAUAGUCGAUCCGGGCGAUGACUUAUUGAAUGAGGACAUUACUAUUGACGAUGAUGAUGGAGAAAUAGCUAAUGAGGGUGAAGAUGACAAUGUUGUCGACUUUACUCAAAAUAUUAUACAAAGAGAAGAAAGAGAUUCAAGGAAUGAAUGA